AUGAAGUCUCAAGUCAAUAUUGCAAGUCGCAAGAAAUCGUCGUGCAACCCGUUCUCCGAGCCACUAUACAUCGGUUUUGUCGUCAUGUUUGAUUUCUCUGGUGGUCUGGAGGGAGAGGAGGCCUCGCUGCUGGCUCCAGAGCAAUUACAGUUUGACACAGUUUCCCCUGGUGGAAGUGAAGAGGAUGCAGAGAAUGAGUGCUCUGAUGCUGAGGAAGACGCACCUCCAAGGAAAAGACUGAGAGCUGAAAACACCUGGAAGAAAGUAAUCAACAAGAAAAGAAGAAUGGUUGGGAAGUCGUACGUUGGAAAACAAAAGCAGGAGGAAAUAAGGAGGGAGCCACGGGCUAUGGGGCCUGGAUGUUCCUCAGCAGCAUGUGCCAAGUCAGGCGAGUGGUCUGCCCUUAACUGGGCAAAGGAGGGACACACGCAAUCACACACAGAGGGACAAACACACAGCAACACAUGUCGUUCAGUGGCAGGCCAUGAAUUCAUUCGCAGCUUUUUGCACGACCUCCCAAAGGUGCCCUCACACUACUGCAGAUCCACAACGUCCAAACAGUAUCUUGAGCCUGUGUUCCAGUCGAUUGCUGAUCUGUAUGCAGUGUUUUGUCACGCUGCAGCAGAGAAGAGUGUGAGACCUUUGUCAAGACAAGUGUUCGCAGAUGAGUUCAAGCGUCUCAACCUAGGCCUUUACCACCCAAAAAAGGACCAAUGCGACACCUGUUGUGCUUUCAAGACCGGAAACCUUCCUGAUGACGAGUGGCAGCAUCACCUCCUUAAAAAAGAAGAGGCCCGCGCCGAAAAGAUGUCCGACAAAAGCAAGACCAACAGCAACAUCAUGGUCAUAUGCAUGGAUUUACAAGCGCUCCUUUUGUGCCCAAAGCUAAAGGCUUCUGCCUUGUAUUACAAGACAAAGCUGGCAGUUCACAAUUUUACUGUGUACAACAUGCUGACACACAGUGCCACAUGUUAUGUCUGGCAUGAAGGCGAGGGAUCCCUAUCUGCCAGUGAGUUUGUUUCAUGCGUGGUUGACUACCUCUCUGCACACACUGAGCCGGACACAUUUAUUCUGUGGAGUGACGGCUGCGGAUAUCAGAACCGGAAUGCAGUUCUAAGCAGUGCACUUCUUCUGUUCGCCAUGAAGAAAAACAAAGUCGUCAUCCAGAAGUACCUUGAGAAGGGCCAUACUCAGAUGGAAUGUGAUUCCGUUCACAGUGUCAUCGAGAGACGUCUGAGGGACCAGGAUGUCUAUGUCCCAGCGGAGUAUGUCAGUCUCAUGAAGAGGGCCCGUGUGAAGCCUCAUCCAUAUGAUGUCAAAUACAUUGACCACACCUUCUUCCAGGACUUCUCCAAGCUGAGGCUCUGCAAGUCUCUGCGCCCUGGAGUGAGGCCUGGUGACCCAACUGUCCAUGAUAUCAGAGCCAUCAGAUACAACAGCAAUGGAACAAUGGACUUCAAGAUCAACCACUCUGAUGACUGGCAUCCACAUCCGACUCACCAACUCCGAAACUCCAUCUCAGACAACCACCCAGUGAGAUUCAACAUGGCAGCGCACUGA
This is a messenger RNA of Sardina pilchardus (European sardine), 1560 nucleotides long. RefSeq lists its product as uncharacterized. The transcript has 6 exons. The record is from RefSeq and is a predicted model, not a curated record. Lineage: Eukaryota; Metazoa; Chordata; Actinopteri; Clupeiformes; Clupeidae. Bases 1 to 1560 code for a protein of 519 amino acids.